Paraglomus brasilianum is the source of this 209-nucleotide messenger RNA. Lineage: Eukaryota; Fungi; Glomeromycota; Glomeromycetes; Paraglomerales; Paraglomeraceae. The record is from the annotation of a GenBank genome assembly.
AUCCAGACCCCAAUGCCAAAGACGAAAACGAUAAGAUGACAUAUUCAAAAGGAGCCCUUCUUGUGAGCCCUGUGUUAGGAAACUAUCCACAUCUGUGGAAACGACAAGCUCUUGAUCCUGAACAAAUCUUCGUAGACGCAACGAUUUCAACAUUGGAUGUUUCCAUAAAUCAUCUGAGCCGAUCGCCAGACACAAGCACACUCGGCUAA